This is a messenger RNA of Camarhynchus parvulus, 2654 nucleotides long. RefSeq names its product centrosomal protein 41 (gene CEP41). Gene Ontology annotation, biological process: protein polyglutamylation; cilium assembly. The record is from RefSeq and is a predicted model, not a curated record. Gene Ontology annotation, cellular component: ciliary basal body. NCBI's taxonomy places the organism in Eukaryota, Metazoa, Chordata, Aves, Passeriformes, Thraupidae. The transcript has 11 exons. The coding region runs from base 57 to 1166 and encodes 369 amino acids.
GGGAGCGCGGCCGCGCGUGAGGGACGGGCGGAGCGGGCCGGCGGCCGUGAGGGGCGAUGUCGGCUCGGGGCGGCUUCGGAGACCCCCAGUUUCUAACCCGGCGCAUCCCCCCGAAUCCCAAGUAUCAACAUAUUAAAACUCGUCUGGAUACUGGAAAUAGUUUGUCGAAAUACAUGGAAAAACUGGAGGAGAUCAAAAGAAAUUACAGGUACAAAAAGGAUGAGCUGUUCAAGAGGCUGAAGGUGACAACUUUUGCUCAGUUGGUUCUCCAGGUGGCCUCUCUGUCCAAUGAAAGCCUGGAAGUGACAAACGAGGAGCUGCACAAGCUGCAAGGUGCUGGUGCUGCAGGUGACGAUGGAGCAGGGACAAACGGCAAAGGGAGCCCUGAGGGGACAGCCAGCCCUGUGCUGUUCCUGAACGACUCAGGAGCCGGGGAAUCCCUUCGCUCCACGCUGCAGAGUGUGAUCAGUGGGGUCGGGGAGCUGGACGUGGAGAAGGAUUCUCCCAAGAAGGAGGACAAGGACAGCCAGGCCAGGGAGAGGCCCUACCCCGACUGCCCCUUCCUGCUGCUGGACGUGCGGGACCGCGACGCCUACGAGCAGUGCCACAUCGUGGGGGCUUAUUCCUACCCCAUUGCAACGCUGUCAAGAACCAUGAAUCCCUAUACAAAUAAUAUUCUGGAAUAUAAAAACGCCCAUGGCAAAAUCAUCAUCGUGUACGACAACGACGAGCGCUUGGCCAGCCAGGCAGCCACCACCAUGUGUGAGAGGGGCUUCGAGAACCUCUUCAUGUUAUCUGGGGGCCUCAAGGUCCUUGCCCAGAAGAUCCCAGAGGGGUUGAUCACCGGCACGCUGCCCGUGUCCUGCCAGGUGACGGCUCCCACAGGAACUGCCCGGAGGAGAACGACCCCCAGGGUGCCACCCACACGUGCAGAGAACAAGUGGAGGUUUUCUGCAGAUGAUCUCCAGAAGUUGAGGCAUUACCUGGCUGAGGAGCAGAUGCCUUCAGAUGCUGCCAGCCGCCUUACCCGGGGGCUCUCAGGCCACGACUCCAAACUCUCAUCCGUGAGGAGCAACCGCAGCCUGCACAGCUCUCCUCGCAGCCUGGCGUCCCUGAGCAGCCGCUCGCACAGCAGGACCAGCAUCCAGAACAGGCCCUGGAAAUAAAGCAGUCUCCAGGUUUUGGGAACGCUGAGCAGUGCAGCCCCUUUGUGGUUUUAGGAAUCGGCAGGGAAAAGCAGCCCUGGUGAGAACUGGCAGCUCGGGUAAGGCUGGGCAGCUGGAAUGAUGUUCAUAGAAGCAGGAAUGGCAUCACUUGGGGCGCAGGGCAGGACAGAGCUGAUAAAACUGGUUUUGUAGGGGAGGGAGAAAACUGCUAGUAAAGGCUGGCACCAGUAGAAACUGUCCCACAAAGUUUUUAGUCCAGCUGAAGGAAUUUGUGUCCGUGACAUUGCCAGGCCAUGCCUGGAGCUGUGAGGGUGAACAGGCCACAAAUCAUCUGUGAGCAGGAACUUUGGUGGUUUUAGCAGAGAUAAAGACAUUCAGCAACUUGCCAAAAGUGAGAGAAGAUCCUGGAAGGGUUGUUUGUUGGUUUUUUAAAAUAAAUUAUGAUAAUGAACAGAAGUAUUUGUAAUAAAGAUGUUUUUUAUUGCUCAGUUGGUGCUGUGACAGUGGUGCUUGCUCGUGGACACUUUGUGAAUAGUUGUGUCUUUUUCAAGGUGACCUGGAGGAGAAUAACUAGAAUUCUGGGAUUUUGUUUUUUCCAAUGACUCCUUUGCCAGUGGUUUUUUAGGAGUUUUUUUAAGGUUUAGGGUGGCUGAAGGAAAAUUUGCUGCUUCUGCUACACCAAGGUCCCUAAAGCCCAGCAGGACCCUGGAAUCAGGAACUGAACAGUUGGAAAAGUGAGUAGCACAGUUUUCCUCAAAUUGGUGCUUCUGGAUAACCUGGGAAUCCUCUGAUUUUCCUGAGCUACCUAUGGGGAGUGAUUUUGGAGAGAUUCUGCUCUCCAGUUUUUCCAUCUGGCAUUGCUGAACCUGGUCCUGCUUUGGUUAUCGUGGUUUUGUGGAGUUUGUGUGUAUUUUUGGAUUCAGUGGUUUUUUCCCCCCUUUUUGAAGCAGACAAUUUUCAACACAUCCCAAAACUCACCGGUGAUUUUGGGAUAAUUCUGAUGAAAGGACAAAAAGUAGGAGAAAUGGCACAUAAUUUCCUGUUUGGGAGAUUAGGACUCAACAUCCCUGAGCACAUUUAUCUUGUAUUGUGACUGUGAGUGUGAAAUCAGACCGUGCUGAUUGCAGGACUGGCAGGUUCAGUCUGAUAAGGUCCUGCUGCUGUGGGAGUAGAUUUUUCCAGCUCCAUGAGCUCUUGGCAGUGUCAUUGCAUUGGCUAAAAUCCUGAUUUUGCUGUCCAGCUGUGGGAGACAGAUCCAGAAUCCCUGGCUGCUCUGUGCUGCAUGAAAACCUCCUGGUGAAACUGUUGGAUAAAACUGGCUUGAAUUGUUUGUGAUACUCCAAAUCCAAGGAAUCAAAGCAAGGACUGGAUGUACUUUCCCACCAUCUCGAUGGAUUUGAGUGGAUUUGGACUCUUGGUGUUGUUUGGAGCAGAGUCAAACUCCGUAGAGGCUGAGAGGUUUAAUUUAAUAAAAUGUAAAUUACAGCA